Molecule: messenger RNA, 2776 nt
Organism: Priapulus caudatus
Lineage: Eukaryota; Metazoa; Priapulida; Priapulimorpha; Priapulimorphida; Priapulidae
Product: cytochrome P450 18a1-like
Exons: 9
Coding region: 609-2096 (495 amino acids)
Biological process (GO): xenobiotic metabolic process
Cellular component (GO): cytoplasm; intracellular membrane-bounded organelle
Molecular function (GO): heme binding; oxidoreductase activity, acting on paired donors, with incorporation or reduction of molecular oxygen, reduced flavin or flavoprotein as one donor, and incorporation of one atom of oxygen; iron ion binding
Source: RefSeq, a predicted model, not a curated record
CCACGAGCUGACUCGUGGAUCCGCGGGGAAUGUGUUAAGUGUAAACAGCCUAUAAUAAAAGGUAUGGGCUCUUUGGUGUGAGUGGGCAGGUGUGGUGGUAAUUCAGCUUUAAUUAAAGAGGCUCUGUCCUCCGGUGCUGCCAUCUUGUAUCCAGAAGUCGUAUCUUUUACCAUGGGGUGUGGAGGAUGUCCAGUCAGUUGGAACAUUAUGUACACUUGUGUGAGUCGUCGUUCACCCAUAUCAUACACAGUCACAUCUAAAACAGAAUGCUUGCUGUACUGUAGGUGAUAAGGUUUUUUUUUCGCCUCGCAGGCACGAUCACAACUAUUAUUGCGUAUUUUAACUCGUUGCGCCACCACAGAUGGUAAGAUUAAUCUAAUAUCAGUGCAAUCGAUAUGCCUUCGAUAGCAUAAACUAUAGCCAGUCUGCUGCAGGCAGGCUGCAGUCUGUGUUUGCUGCCGUUGAUACGCGCGCAAUACCCUGAGCAAAGGUCGCUGGCACUAGAAGGGACCGAUACUCUGCUCGCGACACAAUAAGUCGCUGCUCCUUGCACUUAGCACUCCUCGCACCUUCCAUCGCACUUCGUUCUCGUUUUUUCUCCGUUCGCGAUGCUCUCGCUCCUCCUCCUGCUCUUCCUCAUCUUCCUGGCGGCCGUCUGGUUGCUUGACCAGCGUCGCGUCUCCCACGGCAACCUGCCUCCGAGCGUCGGCUUCCGCUUCCCGGUCGUCGGUCACCUCCCGUACCUGUCGCGCGACGCUCACAUCGACUUCGCGCGCUGGGGGGAGAAAUACGGGAAGCUGCUUCAUCUGUGGAUGGGGGAGAAGCUGGUGGUGGUCGUCAACGACUACGAGCUGAUAAAGGAAGCCUUCAAGAGGGAGGAGUUCUCCGGAAGACCUGACAUGUUCCUCUUCAACGUGACGUCGGAGAACAGGACGCGGGGUGUGAUUCUAACAGAGGGCGCCAUCUGGAAGUAUAACCGGCGCUUCUGUCUCUCCAGCCUGCGAGACAUGGGAAUGGGCAGGUCGUCGCUGGAAUCCAAGAUUCUAGACGAGAUCGACAUUCUCCUGGCGGCCAUCGAAGAAAAGAAGCAACGUGCUUUCGAUUUCAGUCGUCUGCUAGACGCCAGCAUCGCCAAUGUCAUCGGCAAGGUCAUCUUCAACCAGCACUUCGGCUACGACGACGCAGAAUUUACGGGUGUCAUCGCCUCCAUCCAGACGAACAUCCGCAUCGUUGGCUCGGCCUUCGCUCUCAACUUCCUGCCCUUCCUCAGGAUAUUUUCUCGACUCACCAGGCUGAGCACGGUGAUGGAAAACCAGGAGUGGCACGAGACCUACUUCAUGGACCACAUCAAGAAGCACAGAGAGGCGUUCCACGACGGUCGGGUCAACGACUUCAUAGACGCUCACUUGUUACAACAGGAAUCAUGCAGUAAGCAGCCAGAGCAAGACGCAGGUCCUGAUGUAUUCAACGACAUACAACUCAGAGCUCUCAUAGGAGAACUGUUCAGUGCAGGCACUGACACGACAACCACCACUCUAUCCUGGGGCCUUCUAUACAUGAUGCUACAUCCACACAUCCAGCAGCACAUCCAGAAAGAGAUAGACGAGCAAGUUGGCGAUAACAAGAGGCCCUCGAUGUCAGACAUGCCAAAGAUGCCCUACACGGCGGCGACCAUCUUAGAAAUACAGCGUAUGGCUAAUGUUGUGCCUCUCGGUGUGAUGCAUGCGAACAACGCGGGACCGGCAGAGCUUGGGGGCUACACGAUUCCGGCAGGAACCACGAUAUUUCCCAAUCUGUACGCCGUGCAUACCGACCCCAAGCUGUGGCCAGAGCCUGCAGCGUUCCGGCCCGAGAGGUUCCUCAGUCUGGAUGGGAAGGUGCUCAUCCCUGAGGGCUUCGUACCUUUCUCAGUCGGGAAGAGGAAAUGUCUGGGCGAGAGCUUAGCUAAGAUGGAGCUGUUCUUAUUCUUCACAUGCUUGCUGCAGAAGUUCAGCUUUCAGCUACCAGAUGGCGCUGCACAGCCAGACAUGAAGGGUGUUCUGGGAAUAACACUGACACCCAAACCUUACAAGUUAUGUGCAAUCCGGCGGUCAUAGUUAUCUAUACAUACUACACUUACUAUAUAUAUAUAUAUAUAUAUAUAUAUAUAUAAUUUCCCCAAACAGUCUCUAAUAUCUGGUAAAGCCAAACCACUUGGUGGUUUGGCUUUACCAGAUAUACCUUUAACCUGUCUUGCUGCAAACAGGUUAAUUUAGCAUUGCUAUCUCUUGAAAAACGUCAAUUUUUAUUUUUACUCGACUACAAGUUGUGUGUUGACGUUAUAUUAAUGUUUUACUAUAAUUUUUAAAUAAAACAAAAUUGUGUAGCACGUGCAUUCAUUAUCCAAUUUUAUAUAUCUAAUUUUAUAAUCACGUGUGUGCGCGUGCACGCAUGCUUCUCUCCCUUGCCCUCUCCUCCCUCUCAUUCUUCCUGUGUGUGUGCGUGCGCAUUACUAGGUCAUGUGAGCAAAACACUUACGGUAUAUGUGUGAAAUAAUAAUACAAAAAUGUGUUUUUAGUAUGUGUGGUGCAGUAUGUAGACUAUAGAAAAAAAAAAAAAUAAUACAUACAUAAUUAAAACUUGCGCGGCUAAGGCAAUAAAACCAUUAAAAAUUUCGUGCCCACCACAAACAGUUUUUGAACCCAAAAAUUUCUUAGCCACCACAAACAGUUUGUGGUCCCGAAAAAUUCUUAGCCACAACAAACAGUUUGUCGACCCACAAAAUUCUUGGCCACUA